This is a messenger RNA of Callithrix jacchus (white-tufted-ear marmoset), 13744 nucleotides long. RefSeq names its product formin 1 (gene FMN1). Gene Ontology annotation, biological process: cortical actin cytoskeleton organization; actin nucleation. Lineage: Eukaryota; Metazoa; Chordata; Mammalia; Primates; Cebidae. Gene Ontology annotation, cellular component: cytoplasm; cytoskeleton; actin filament. Gene Ontology annotation, molecular function: microtubule binding; actin filament binding. The record is from RefSeq and is a predicted model, not a curated record.
AAUCAGAAUGUCUCAAUAUUAAUACUUACAAACACUGUUUUUAGUACUGAGGAACAUGGCUCAAGUUAUCAAUGUGUGACACGCAGCCACCCCCUCUUGCAUUAUCCUUAGGGUUACCAUUUCCGUUUCGCAGAAGAAAUUGCUGUUUAUGUUUAACACUUGACCACAGUCUUCUUGAAGCUUUUGUCAAAGAGAGCUGGCAAUUACUGUUAAGCCAGUUUGACUCACCUCUUCAUACAGAAGAGUGCCCUGCCAGGCACUCACUGCAUGCCUACUGAAUGGGACUGGAUUUGAAAAACACGAGACCUUCAGGUAGAUGGGCAGCUGUCCCAAGAGGCAGCUAUGCAGCUAGGAAACAGGGCUGCAAUUUUCACCCCUGUCCUUGUUGCCAGCUUCCCAGCAUGUAAACAAAGUGGUAGAAACUACACUGGGCUGGUACUUGAAGGUUGUUUUGUCUGUCCUGUUUUUGUUUAGGCAAAUUGGGUCUGUGAUAGAGAUCUGACUGAUAGAGACUUUUCAAAUAUUUUUCCCUUUAGGGGAAUGUGGAUCCUUGGGGAUCUUUGAUUUGUUUUGUCUAACAGGGCAGGUUGUGUGUUACACUGUCCCAAGCCAGGUUUCAUUUAAUUGGCUGGGGCACUAAAGGGGAGAGGGGUGUCCUGCUAAUGCCAGGAUUCUAAGGAAGCCAGGAAGUCACAGCUGCUGAGCAGAAAGAAGCCUGUGGUUGGCACAGGGAGUAUAGAGGGUAAUCAUUCCUGCCGAGCCUGGGCUGUUUACUCUGCCACCCUGUUGCUGGUGGACACUGGGCGUGGUGGGCGUGCUUGCUUAGUACCUGUUUGUAGAGCACUGAGACAUCCAGGGCAGAGCUAAAACAGCAGUCACCUGAAACCAGUCCUGUAGGUUUUCCCUCUCUGGCUUUAGCUGUGAAAAUCUGCAUUCCAGAUGAAAACUGCAGGGAAGCGGAAGAAAGCACUUAAAAAAAAAAAACUUCAAGGGCUGUAAAUGAACUGCUUUGAGAAUUCUGGGUACUUUCAAGAUGAUCCAUUGGUUUCUCUAGUUCGUUUCCUUGAUUGUGGCAUUCUAAGUGGCUGCCGAUCUGGGUGUACUGCUAGUUUUUUGGCCUGGGCAGCACAGGACUCUCUGAUCAUAAUCCCGAUGAAGAAGAAGGCCUGUGUCAGAAGUAUUUCAGUCAUUUUCUGCUGAUUCACUUCUGAUUCCCUUAGGCUGCUCAGGGCAGUGGCUAAGUGCCGUCAGGAUCAGCUUGCCGGCUCAGCACUUUCAGAAGCCUUCACUUGCUCACCAAUGAGGAAGUUGAAUGCCACCAGGAGAACCGCCGGACUGGGGCGGAGCUCCUCGUGAAGUCCUGGGCUGGGAUUACAGGGCAGGCUGACUUUCCCUAUGACAAAAAGGCUUUUGUCCUCGGGAAUAAAUACGGAAGUUUCAGAAGAGCAGCCUCCCUGGUGUAGUAAGGUGCGCGGCCUUGGCUGCUUCUGGGCACAGACUCCACGCACUUUUCACAGUUGCCUGGGCGCACCAUCAUUGCACAAACCAGGACUGCCCAGUGACCUGAAAGACACCAAGUCUGUUUGCUGUUCGGCUGACUGCCCGACUCCCAGGUCCUGUUGCUCUCGGUCCUGCAAAUUAAGAGCAGAUGGAGUGGAUAAACUGAGAGAGCAGGAGAAGGUAGCACAAGUCAGACUUCCAUCAAGGGCAUUACUGAGACAUGGAGAACGUUGAUAAUUCUCUGGAUGGCAGUGAUGUCUCGGAACCAGCAAAACCAGAAGCUGGACUUGAAAUGGCUCAGUCGAUCCUGAGUAAGUUCUCUAUGAAAUCCCUGUUUGGAUUUACAAGUAAACUGGAAUCUGUGAGUCCAGAAGAGGAAGAUGCUGUACUGAAAGCAUUCCACAGUUUAGACACGGAGCCCACAUCCCAGCGGGAUGAUCCCAGCAAUGGCUUGGAUCCACAGGAAGCAGAGUCUCCGAUUUCACCAGACCUCAGAAAUGGUGAGAAUAUUGCAAGGGUAGAGACAGAAUCAGAGGGAAGUCAGAGAAAAGGAGAAGCAGGGACAUCUCUCCUUGCUCAAGAGCUGCUUCCACUCUCUACUUUGGAAGAGACAAAAGAUGAUGUCAUUUGUGUUCGUGGGACCCUUGUGCACACUACCAGUGAUUCCGACUCUGAUGAUGGUGGCCAGGAGCCAGAGGAGGGAAGCAACACCAAUGGCUCCAAGUCCCCUAGUGUUGUUUUAUCUGAGCCAUCUCAGGAGUCUAAAGAAACCCCAGGAGAUUUCAGGGAAAAUACUGUCACUGGGGAAAUGAAUGGUGCAGAGCUCUGUGCAGAAGAUCCUCAAAGGAUUCCAUUUGAGACAAGCAGCAGACUAGAACCUGGCAAUGUUGGUCUUCCAACAGAGCAUCACCCCAGCCAGGGCCAGGAAGGAGAAGAAGGAUCCCAAGUCCUACCUGCAGUAACAAACCAGAAUUUGAGUGUUGGUGUUACUGAGAGUGCCUCUUCUAAAAAAGAAGUCUCUGGAGAGAAGUCAUUCCAGCUUCCAGCUUUUUUCAGUGGGCUUCGUGUGCUGAAGAAGGGGGCUAAUGCUGAGAGAGGAGAGACCAUCACUGAAAUUAAACCAAAGGAUGGGGACUUGGCUUUGCUCAAAUUGACCCAGCCUGUGCAGAAGUCCUUAGUGCAGGCAGGGCCGCAGACAGUGAAGAGUGAGGAUAAAGCAACUGAUCCAAAGGCCACUCCCACUCUCCUGGAGCAGCUCUCUCUGCUGCUCAACGUUGACAUGCCCAAAACUGAACUGAAGGGAGCAGACCCUGAGUCGCCCAGGAAAGAAGAGAUGGGCGGCAGUUCUGACCAAGAGAGCCAGAGCAGCCCUGGAGAAGCCCAAACCCAGGGUGGUGAAGUCAAGCCAAAGCCACCAGAGACAGCCCUGGAGGCUUUUAAAGCCUUAUUCAUCCGGCCCCCCAGAAAGGGGACCACAGCUGACACCUCUGAGCUGGAAGCUCUCAAGCGCAAGAUGAGACAUGAGAAGGAGUCGCUAAGAGCUGUGUUUGAACGGUCCAAGUCUAAGCCAGCGGAUGGCCCCUCUGAUUCCAAAAAUCCUGACCACAGCCCAACUGAGCAGGACGACAGGACUCCUGGCCGACUUCAAGCCGUCUGGCCACCCCCAAAGACAAAAGACACUGAAGAAAAAGUGGGACUGAGGUACACUGAAGCAGAAUACCAAGCUGCUAUUUUACACUUGAAGAGGGAGCACAAAGAAGAAAUUGAAAACCUGCAGGCCCAGUUUGAACUUCGGACAUUUCAUAUCCGGGGCGAGCAUGCAGUGAUAACAGCAAGACUAGAAGAAACCAUUGAAAAUCUGAAACACGAGUUAGAACACAGAUGGCAAGGGGGUUGUGAAGAGAGGAAAGAUGCAUGCAUUUCCACCGAUGAUGACUGCCCUCCAAAGACCUACAGAAAUGUGUGCAUCCAGACAGACAGACAGACCUUCCUCAAGCCCAGUGAAGGUGAAAGCAAGACAACCAGAAGUAAUCAAUUAGUACCGAAAAAGCUAAAUAUCUCCUCUUUAAGCCAGCUCUCUCCCCCAAACGACCACAAAGACAUCCAUGCAGCACUCCAGCCAAUGGAAGGCGCCCAGUCAAAUCAGCAAAAGGCACCACCUCCACCUCCUGCACCACCCCUACCUCCUGCACCACCCCUGCCGGCAUCCAUCCCUCCCCCUCCGCCUCUUCCCCAAGGACUUGGAUCUUUGUCUCCAGCACCUCCAAUGCCACCUGUGAGUGCUGGGCCACCGCCACCACCUCCGCCACCGCCUCCACCACCACCUCUACCUCCACCUUCAAGUGUUGGACCUCCACCACCCCCACCCCCACCCCCACUUCCUAACUUCCCUGUGCCACCCAACCCUGGAGGGCCUCCUCCUGCUCCAACCCCCCCAGGACUUGCACCCCCACCUCCCCCUGGACUUUUCUUUGGACUUGGCUCUUCUUCUAGUCAAUCUCCUCGAAAACCAGCCAUUGAGCCCAGUUGUCCCAUGAAGCCUUUAUACUGGACUAGGAUACAAAUAAGUGAUAGGAGCCAAAAUGCUGCACCAACCUUAUGGGACUCCUUAGAAGAACCUGACAUUCGGGACCCUGGUGAAUUUGAGUAUUUAUUCUCCAAAGACACAACUCAACAGAAGAAAAAACCUCUGUCAGAGACUUAUGAGAAAAAAAACAAGGUCAAAAAGAUCAUCAAACUAUUGGAUGGAAAACGAUCUCAAACUGUGGGAAUCUUAAUAUCUAGUUUACAUUUAGAAAUGAAGGAUAUCCAGCAGGCCAUUUUCAAUGUGGAUGACUCCGUGGUUGAUCUGGAGACCCUGGAAGCCUUAUAUGAAAACAGAGCCCAAGAGGAUGAGCUGGUUAAAAUAAGAAAGUAUUACGAAACAUCCAAAGAAGAAGAACUGAAGCUGCUGGAUAAACCUGAGCAAUUUUUACAUGAGUUAGCCCAGAUUCCUAAUUUUGCUGAGCGUGCCCAGUGCAUAAUCUUCAGAUCUAUCUUUUCUGAGGGUAUCACCUCCUUGCACAGAAAGGUAGAGAUCAUCACACGAGCUUCUAAGGGCUUGCUGCACAUGAAGAGUGUGAAGGAUAUUUUAGCUCUCAUUCUGGCUUUUGGAAAUUAUAUGAACGGAGGAAAUAGAACUCGGGGACAAGCCGAUGGAUAUAGCUUAGAAAUUCUGCCCAAACUCAAGGAUGUCAAAAGUCGGGAUAAUGGGAUUAAUCUGGUGGACUACGUUGUGAAGUAUUACCUGCGUUACUAUGAUCAGGAAGCUGGAACAGAAAAGAGUGUUUUCCCUCUGCCGGAACCACAAGAUUUCUUUCUGGCCUCCCAAGUCAAGUUUGAAGACCUCAUAAAAGAUUUGAGAAAACUGAAGAGGCAACUAGAAGCAAGUGAAAAACAGAUGGUGGUGGUAUGCAAGGAGUCUCCGAAGGAGUAUCUCCAGCCUUUCAAAGACAAACUAGAGGAGUUCUUCCAGAAAGCCAAGAAAGAGCAUAAAAUGGAAGAAAGUCACUUGGAGAAUGCACAGAAAAGUUUUGAAACAACAGUAGGAUAUUUUGGGAUGAAGCCAAAGUCUGGCGAGAAGGAGAUCACACCGAGCUACGUGUUUAUGGUAUGGUACGAGUUCUGCAGUGACUUCAAGACAAUUUGGAAACGGGAGAGUAAAAACAUAUCUAAAGAAAGAUUGAAAAUGGCUCAGGAAUCAGUCAGCAAGUUGACGUCAGAGAAGAAAGUGGAGACAAAGAAAAUCAAUCCCACUGCUAGCCUGAAAGAAAGACUGCGUCAGAAGGAAGCCAGUGUGAACACCAACUAAGAUGAAGACACAUGGAAAUGACGGCACUGGCCAUGGAGGACCUUGCACACAUGCUGUGUGUGACCCCAGGGCUGCAGGACGUUCUUGAGAGAUUUGUUACUAAAUGCUUUUUUGCUCAUCUCUUUCUGAGGUCAUCUGCAGAGUACCCCAUGCCUUCUUUAAGAAGUCCCUUAUUAAGCCACAGGAACAAUGGGAAACCAAUUUAAGGGAACACUGCAGAAAUAUUUGAUUAUUAUUUCUUGUUGAAGCCCAAAGUCAACUCUAAGACCAGAAGAAAUACCUUCUUCUGAAAUUUUUCUGAAAUUUUUUUAAAGCUGAGAUUUCCAGCUUUAUAACCAAAGCUUGAUUUAUGUCACAUUGUCACAGAAGAGAGAAACGAUCAUUUAGGACAGUUGCCUUGGGAGAAUUCAAGUCUUUGUCUUUACACACUGCUGUUUUGAUUAUUCGUCUUAGUUUUGAUCCUAUUGCAGCAAAAUCCUGCAGCAUCUUACUCUCCAAUUAUGUUGCAACUUACCAAAACUAUUUUUGAAGGGGUCUAAGAAUAUGUAUUUUUCAGACUAGAAAAAUGAUUGUUAUUUAUGUAAUGGAAAGGAGGAAAAACAAUCGUACCGGGGUGGAGAAAGGGAGAUAAACAGACAAACUUCAUCCUGGAGAACAAGUUAUCAUGCAAGGAGUAGAUAUCUGUUAUUAAGUGAGGCCCAUUCUUGUUUCUGUAUCAGUCUUUCAUGGUUUUAUGGGCCAGCAGAGAUUCUGCACCCUCACUCCCAAGAGAAACUAAUACCUGAGCAAGCACAGCCUUGGGGUCAGAGAACCUGCUUGGACAAGAGACCCAGUGGCCAGAGCACCUUUCACAUUUUGGACCGUUUGUGAAUGGGCAAUGUUGUGUCGACCUGCAGCCAAGUUCUACGUCAUGUGCUGUGACUGUGCAUCUGGACUUCCCCCACCAUCCCCAGGAGACAGUUUCCAGACAGGAGAGCAAAUGCAACUCACAGCCCCAACUCAUGACCCUGACUGACAGGCGUGUGAAGUAGGAUGAAGCAGGACUCUUUAAUGUCAAACUUACUUAAGGAUAGAGAAAGUUUCUUACAUCAAAAUGAAAAGAAGAUUACAUUAAUAUGAAACUCCAAGUCGAUUGUUAUUCAUAGGCAGCUUUUUCUGAUCCUGGCUCUUGAGUCACAUGGGGAAACUACCUUGGACCUCUCUGACGAUGUUGUCCUUAAGCCACCUUUCUGAAUUUAUCUUGUGAGGAGUGAAGAAAGAGGACUGGAGAUGAAUUGAGAAUAUCAUCAAAGACUCAUUUUUAGGCCUUGAAGGAGAGGCCCGAGCUUUUUCCUUCAACUGGUAGAGGACUGUCCAGAGAUGAGCAAGAAUCUUAAAUUCCUUCCUGAUCCAGCCACCACACGUGGCCUGACCCUUGCUCCACCAUCUUUCCAGAACCCUUGGACUUGCCAGGUGCCUGAGCAUCUUCCCAGGCUAUGCCUGCCAGCCAGCAGCCCCUCAGGAGCGCUCCUGCAAUAAUAGAUCCAGUAACGAAAGCAGUACCAUAUCCUAAUCUAAUGUCAGCCUCCAGAAUGAAGCGCAGUCAGGAUCAAGUCAAGUCAUUCAAGCCAUAUUCAUACAGGUGCUAACCACCUUUUCUACUGGUUGAACUGAAAGGAAUAUGGUAACAUGGUUGCAUUUUUUAAAUUCAAAAUAAAGGAAUGAGACAAGCAAAAUGGCAAAGCUGAGAAGGAACAUGCAUGACUAAAAAGGCUUGAAGUUGCUUGUGAGCAAGAAGCUUUUUAUACUGCCUUCUAGUUUCUCUUAAUUUGCACUUAACUCUGAAGACACCCAAAAGAACUGAUCAAUUAAAAACUAAUUCCACUCAUAGCCAUCCUGUGCUCCUUCUAGUGUUAUGCACAAGAAAAGUGCCCAUUUUACCCAUGCCAUAGAAAUCAGCUGUGAGUUCUGUGGUGCUUGCAGAAGUCUAAAUCCUGGUAGGCUGAUGGUGAGAGCAGCAGGAGGUUUGCAGUCGAGUCACAGCAGUUUACUUUGGUCUCCAAAUAGGAUGCUCAUGAGAAAUCACUAAAGGUAAGCAAGGCUGUCACUGUGGCCACGUAACUCUUCCAGGGCCAGUGCUGAAGAAUAAUGAGUGAAACACUUAACUGGAGUUCAUUCUAGUGAACAGACUAAAACUUGACAGUAAAAUGCCUAUUUCUACAAAGCAAGAUUUGCCUGCCUCGGUUAGGGAAACCUAGUGGUUUUGUCACACUAGUCAAUGUAUUAAUGUUAGUGUUUUAAGACACCAUGGCAAAAUCUUCAUUAUUCUCACCUAAUUUGAACCCUGGGAUGACCCCUCCCAAGUCCACCAGUGUACCACAUGGUUGACACAGCCUUUAUUUUUAACUCAAGUUGAUGCUCAGUAAAGAUCAACGAUGGUUUGUUCAAGGAAGUUCAUCUAAAAUAAUCUGGAGUCCUUGAAAAUGAUCCCUGUAAAAUGCUGUUGAGCUUGUGUUCAGUGCAACAGGAGUGUCUGAACUUUCCCUGGAGAAGAGGUGACCAGGAUGCCAUUUGGCAGCUUGAGCACAUCCAGCCAGCAGGCUUUAAGUGGCUGUUGUAGGCAUAGCCCUCCCUAAACUACAAAGCAGAGUGGCCAGUAUUGCUAUGCUGUGUCUAACCAGACACUCACACCUGACUUACUAGUAACUCUGAGAACCUUUAACUUACAACUUUGUCUCUUCCUAGACAAAAUUCAUUAAAUCACACUGUGACAGUUUAGAUUCUUGCAUGAACAAUUGACAAUAAGCGUCAGAGCACACAAUAUCAUAAGUUCCAUAAAUUACACAAAAUAUAUCAUAAAAUAUACUAUAGACAUGUUAGGUAAAAAGCAUCAGGCCCAUCAAGUAUCAAAAAUCAGGUUAUGGCUCUUACCUCAAGAAGUGGCAGCUUAGGGGAAAAAGGAAUAAGAAAAAUUGUGGCCAAGCAGAAGUGGAUGUAUAUGAUGGCAGUGGAGGCCCAGAGGUCACAGGUGAUUGCCCUACUGCCUAACAGUUGCCUUUUGAAUCCUUAUGCUGAUGGUGGUGUCUUUCUACACACUCACGGCAACUACUCAGGAAUUAUGGUAAGAUUUUCUGAAAUCUGAGAUGUAGAAUAAGGAAACCCAGUGGUGCUAUUACACUUUUAAAUGUUCUAGCCAAAACAAAUUGCCAGUAUGGUUGAGGAAUUGAGUAUCAGAGGACAUGCUGGUCUUCCCCCCCGCCCACUUUCUCCUAUCAAGGACAGUAGAAGCUGCAAACCUCUUAGCCUCCUUCAGGUACCUCUUGUUUUCAUAAGUACCAUAGAGAAUGGUGUUUCCUAAAUGAAAAGUUCAUAUACUGCUGGUAAAGAAAACAGAAAAACUGAAGGAAGGAACAUAACAUGUUUGUAGAAAUAACACCUCUGGUAAGAUAAGUCACUUUUUUUCCUAAGGGCCACAGUGAGAUGUAGCAGAAGAAAUAUGUGUAUUUGGGGUGAGGAUUUGCCUGUUGGCCUGGGAUUGCAUAUUGCCUCUACAUGAUGCUGUCUGCAACAGGGACAUUUUCAUUUGAAUUAUAUUCUUCCUUUCUUGAAAGUUGUGUGUCCUCAUUUCUAUUUCUGCUUCUCCCUUGGCCAGUUCAUUGAGGCAGAUCAUUGCAUACAACAGCAUAGCAAACUGCACCAGGUCGGUUUAUGAAGGGGAAUUGGCAAUGCACACCUACAGGCUCUUUUGCCCAGGAACCAGGUUGUAACAUUGACAGGGAAGCUCUUCAUUCCCUGACAUACUAAGUUGGUCAGUUUUGUAGUACUCACGUCUGCCCACAAAAACAACAAAGAUAGAAUCAAUUUGGAGCUUUAUAUGGCAAAGAGAAGGAAGAAGUCCAAAAAUAUACAGCCUUUCCUCCCCCCCAUAUAUCUGAUUCAAAUAUAAAUAUCUGAUUUUAUAAAGUAGUUUAAAUUGCCUUUUAAAAUUGCUGUCGAGAAGCAUCAGGUAUAUUUGAGCUUCCCCCCCCCCCCAUCCUGUCCAUUCUAAUCAGAGAAAGAAACAGCCAAACAGUGGAGAGGAAAGAAAAAGCUUCUGCUUUUUAAAGUAUUUUUUAUAGUAGUUAUUUUACCUUUAGGGACCCUACAACUGAAGAGGGUGGAGAGAAUAAAGAAAUGGACUUUCAUUCAUAUCUGCUUUGUCUUCAUAAGGAAACCUGCAACACAGAUGAAACCAGUCUAUGUGGCCAAGCUGAUAGGAUUUGAAAAGUGGGUAAUUUUUAGCCUUUCCAGAAUGCAAAUAACUUGAUAUAUUUCCAUUUUCCAGUUAUAGAGAGAAACAAUCCAGCUGCCUGGAAACUUAUUAGUACAGAAGCGGCUUUAAAAAGGCACCCUCGAAUACUGGACUCAGCAGAGCUUUCUUCUUUAAACUUACAUAAUGAUAUUCAUAUCUCCAUUAGCAGUUGAAGCCAGGCAUAACCAGGCUCAGUUACAUAGCUGUAUGUGACUGAGAAGCCCAUUUUGUGUCACUUCUACAGGCUCAUCAGCUGUUGACACCUUAUUAGAGGCACUGCAUUUUUGUUUCACAAUUCUUCAUCUCCCUUCCCAAGGAACGGGCAUUCUACCAAACUCUUCCAGAUCAAUGCUUUGUUGGAAAGUGAUAAAUUUAAGACAAUUUUAACAUGUCAAAUUUGAAGCCAAUUCAGUAGCCUUAUUUGUUCCGACUCUUUAACCAAUACUGUGAUAUAAAGUUAGCAUUUGGGAAACUUGUGUAGUAAACAACUGAUUUGGAAACAUGAAGAUAUUAAAAUGGCAGCCAGCUAACUGACUCUUGAGCCACUAUGCGGUUUCUACCAAUGGAAAGAUGAGGGAGGCAAAUUAAGCCUCAUUCAGUAGGCCUGCUGUCCAGUGGAACUUACUGAACUCAUUUCCUCCUCUAUACCCAGCCCUUCUCCUAACUACUCUGGUGAUAACCAGGGGCAUAGAAGACUUUUUCUCUUAUCCUUCCCUUCUCCCAUAGGGUAGUUUCCUUCAGUCAGUCGCUCACAUGAACUCCAGACUUUAUUUUAUAUUACAUCUCUGAAGUACUUGAUCUGGGGAAGAUUGACUUUAAUUCCAUUUUUAUAUGAAAGUGGUAGAUAGAGCCAUCAGUUUAUUCUUCUACAUUCCCUCUAAGCUUACGUAAUUUUGUUUUUAAGUCUCUUAAAUAUACUGAGAAUCUUCUAUUCUGUCUCCUUUUCUAGAGGCUGAUCUAACUACACUUAUUGGCUGUUUUUCCAAGCCUUGUGUGAAACUUAGUAACACUGGGCCAGCAAAAUGCAAAGUAGACUACAGUUUCAGGCAGAAAAUCACAUCCAAAGAAUUUGGCAUGGAUUAAACAAACAACCUCCACCACACUAUAGCUCUCACAUGGGCUGAACAUUUUCCUAAACUCUACCUGUGCAGACAGUGAGAGGUUCUCUGCCUUUGAAACUAUGAGAAUGUCUUAAAUGAAUAUUUCUCUCUAUAGUAUGAGCUGCCAAUGCAUUACCUUAUACUUAGUAUAUCAAGAAGGAACUCAAAUGUUGUCAGGCACACAUUAGCAAUGGUUGGUUAAUGUCCCUGUGAAAGUUGUACCUACUUUCCUUCAUUGUUCUCUUCAGGGGCUUUUCUCCACUUUCAUCUCAUGAAACAAAUGAGUUUUUGAUUGUUCAACUGGGUUAGCUUUCCAGGUCCAUCUUUCCAAAAUGAAAGGUUAGUCCCAUAGACCACUGGGUAUCCAGGGAAAUUAACUCUCUACCUCCUCAUGGCAUGGACAAUAAGUGUUCCCGGAUUAACUGUCUGGCAACUCUUAGUAUGGAUUUUGAAUUCCAGAUUUCUUUAUAGGAGAUGUAUAAAAAGGAAUUUAUAACAUACAGAAAUUAUACUGCUCUUCCCAGUAAGGGACUAAAAGGACAUUUGAAAUCUUUACAUUUUAGAUGUUUUUGUGAACUAUAAAUAUCUCCUCCUUUUUCCUCUCUUCAUGCUAACUUGUCUCUAGAUAAAAUCUCAUUUCUUCAUACAUCGAACUGCAAGACAUGCAGAGCGUAGCUCAGCCCCACUGAGAUUGUGUUCUGCAUGAUCUUUGAAAGGCUUCCAUUUCCAUUGAAAACAAAUCCAUAGUGAGAGGCAAAGUCUAGUAACAAUUCUCCUGUCUGCUCAUAAUGGAUCUACCUAAGGGAUAGGUCUAUUCUAAAACUAUUAAUUUUGUAAUUCUAUAAUUUCCCAAGGCAUAAUAUGACCCUACUGUCAGCUAGAUUUCUAAUCUUCAAUGAGUGCAAGCUUUAAGAAAAAGGACUUCCCUUAAAGAACCAAUCUAAAAUAUUCCUAAAAAGGCAGAAACUUUUAAAAUUAGAAAUUGAAUAAUUUUUAAGAAUCUUUAGAGAAAAUAUCAUUGAUUUGUCAUAGUCUUUUUCUUUCAUCGAGUUUUAAGAGUUUUAAUUUAGACUAGCAUGCCAAGCAGGAUGUCCCUGGACUUUGAUUGAGGGGAUCGUGCUUUGGCUUGGGAAUAAGCACUGGCCUGCAUGCCCAGAGCCUAAGUGAAGGCAGUCAGCAUCCUAGUAUGAAUUGGACCUAGCAGAAAUGUAAAUUACUUCAAAGUGCUUUAGAGUUUAGUUUUCUUAGUGACACUCUGGACCCUGAAUGCUGCUGUCUAAAGUGCAUUUGAUCCAUGCAGUUAUAUGUCUUCACAUAUCUGGGGCCUUGUAAGGUUGCAAGCAAUGGGAUGAACGAGAAAAAAAGGAUGCAUAGAGGAGAAAAAUUUGAACGAGGCUAAUGCAAUCUUUUGCUGAUAGAUUACAUUGUUAGGGAGCUGGUGAUUUUUGGGCAUGGUUGUAUCAUGGACAGCUUUUCAAUGGAAAUUGAAGGCAUCUCUGUUAGGCAAAUGUGAGUGCCCAUGAUCUUGUAUUUAUCAGUGCCAGACAGUGUACUGGACAAGCAGGUACCCCAGUGAAACUUGUCUGUACUUGGUUUAACAGCUCCAACAGUUUCAAAUCCAUGGGGCUGCUUGUCCAUAGACUGUGUUUACUGCAUGCCUGUUCAAAAGUCAUUUUGACGUCUAGCUUCGUUUUGCUUUUCUCCUUUCAAUAUUUGUUUCAGCCUCCUUUUUCCUUCAUAUUCCAUGGCAAUUUUUUUCUUACAUUUCUCCCAGACCCAGAUUUUUUCACCCCUCUGCAUCACAGACAACCAAGUAUCUUCCUCAGCCCCUCCUCCAUCCCUUCAUACCCUGUGCUCCAUUCUCAGCCGUUUGGACAGGGAGCCCUGCUGUCACCAAGGAGCCCAUGUGAGGCACACUGCUGUGACUGCCUCUUGUUAAUGUCAGCAUCACCUCAUCACUUAGGCAAAAAGGAAAAUCCAUAAAAGAGAUGGAAAAUACGUCUUUUUCAUUUUAUUCUACUUUAAGAAGGUUGGCUGGGGUGGGGGGGACAUGUUAUUCUAGGCCUUCUCAGUUUCUCAUAGAUUUACCUUAAACUAAGGCCAUUCUUUUGAUAAAUUUGUACCUCAGACCGGGUCACCAGCUAUGAUGCAGAAGGCUAUAUUUUUUAAUCUCAAGUAACUUUUUGUGCUGCUGGACAAAUUGACUUAAUUCUGUGCAGGCAAACACUUUGAAUCAUAAGGCUUUUUAUUACCACUCCAUUCUUACUACUACUCAUGAUUCAAGCAUCUACCCCUGUUCUGAAUCAGGACGUUGACACUUUGUGGUUAUUUUCAGAUGAACAGUAACUGCUACACUCUUGAAAGCACUUAAAGUGUAAGCAUGUCCUAAGUUGUCAACCAUUUAACCUGGUAAAACAUAGGCUUUUCUGUUUAAUUAUUAGACCAAUCUGUAGAUAUAAUCUGAAAGGGUUUUAGGCAGUAAGGAAGACAGAUGGGAAAGGAGAAGGCACUUUAAACACAUGAAACCUUACAUUACAUGCUCUUUGAUACUUUUAAGCAUAAUCUCAUUGGAUUCAGGUAUUUUUCCCUUUGCUUAAAAAUAUGUAUUUCUAAUUUGUUUGCAUAUUUAAUUUUGUCAAAGCUGAGAAAUGCUCAUGAGUUGAGUUUAUAAGUCAUUUGCAACCAAAUGAAGUAUUUAUUUUUAAAAAGAAAGGGUGAAGGAACCGAUUUGUACAUAAUAAAAAUAUGUGUAUGUAUUAUAUAUAUAUUUUUUUCCUUCUUGACAGUACUUGGUCACCAUAUCAAGUGUAUUUUUGUACAUAAUAUAUAUUGAUUAGAAAAGUGUCAGUUGUCUAUUCAAGAAAAUUCUAUCUCUGUGAUAGAUUAUAUUUAUCCUAAUCUGUUGAUACCUCUAUUCACUUAAGAGAUAGAAUUCUAUUUUUUGGAAUUUGCAGAGAAUUGCAUUCAUGGCUUUCAAUUGUAAAUAUGCUAAGGGUAUUUUAAUAAAUCUUGGUUUCAUGUCCA